UUCACUCCCAGGCAGAAGCAGCCGCGGUGACACUCGAAGUGAAAGCGAAAGAGGAGGAGGCCAAGGGCUGGAGAGAAAGCUACAGGCCAGAAAGGGUGGUUCGGAGAGCCCCCUCUUCUCCAGCCGGGACGCACCCGCCGGAGCAGUGGGGAAGGACGGCGGGGCGGGAGGGGUGGCAGCGCAGCCCCCAUGGGCGCGGGGCAGGGCUGGUGCCUGCUGCUCUGCCUGGCCCUGUCCCGAGUGGCGGCAGACCCAGAAGAAAGGCAGUGGCGGGAGGUGGAUGUGGUCCUAGACUGCUUCCUGGUGGAGGAAGACAGGCACCCUGGAAGUCUUGCCAGCAGUAGGACCACGGUGGAGGCCUUGCUCGUGCUGAGGCAGGUACCAGUGCUGGAUGAUGGCUCCCUGGAAGCCUUCACUGAUUUCCAAGGGGGCACACUGGCCAAAGACAACCCACCUGUUACCUUCGAGGCCUCAGUGAACUUGGUACAGAUUCCUCAAGCCGAGGCCUUACUCCAUGCUGACUGCAACGGGAAGGAGGUAUCCUGUGAGAUCUCCCACUAUCUCCUCCAGGCCACUGAGAAGAAAGCUUCGUUCAUUGCCAACGUGCAGGUACCCGGAGGGGGACCUAGUGUCUCCAUGGUGAUGAAGGUUCUCAGGGAUGCUGAGAAUGGGGCUGUUUUGCACCCCACACUGAAGCUGCCCCUGAGCCCCCAGGGGAUGGUGCAGACUGCAGUGGAGCUCCAAGUGACAACACAGACCCCAUUGCUGAAUUUCCUGCUGGGGUCCUCAGCCUCCCUGCACUGUGGCUUCUCCGUGGCCCCGGGCUUAGACCUGACUGGCGUGGAGUGGCGGCUGCAACAUAAGGGCCACGGCCAGCUGGUAUACAGCUGGACCACGGGGCAGCGGCAGGCCAAGCGGGAGGGUGCCUCCCUGGAGUCAGAGCAGCUACUCCUGGCCGGGGAUGCCUCCCUCACCCUGCCUAGCCUCACCCUGAAGGACGAGGGGACCUACAUUUGCCAGAUCACCACCUCUCUGUACCAAGCCCAACAGAUCGUCCAGCUCCACGUCCAAGCUUCCCCCAAAGUACAACUAAGCUUGACAAACAAAGCGCUGCCACCCACCCUCAUCUGCAACAUCGCUGGCUAUUAUCCUCUGGACAUGACUGUGACGUGGAUCCGAGAAGAGCCAGGUGGAGCCCCAGUCCCCGUCUCUGGGGCCUCCUUCUCCAGCCUCCGGCAAAGCACAGCGGGCACCUACAGCGUCUCCUCCUUCUUGAAGGCAGAACCUGGCCCUGAAGGCACCACUUACACCUGCCAGGUCACCCACAUCUCCCUGGAGGAGCCCCUUAGGUCCACUGCCUGGGUUGCCCCACCAGAGCAGAAAACGGCCUUUGGAGUCCUCUUGGCCAGCAGCCUCUUCCUUCUUACACUGUUGUUCCUGGGGCUCCAGAGAUGGCCAGCUCCCUCACCGAGGUCUGCCAAGACGCUGAGGCCCUCUGGGUAACCACUCUCCUGCCUCAGUAAGAAGAAAGAGUAGUCACAUUCUCCCAGAAGGACCCUAAAAAGGCCUGAAGAAAGGCAUGAGGAAGGCACAGGUCACAGGGGCUUGGGCUCGGGCUCUGUGCACGUCUCUGCCUUCCUUCAUUGUGUCCCUGGGCUGAACACCAAAGGAGAAAACGUGAAGAGGUGAGAGGGUGGUAGGAAGGCAGAAUGUCUGUGUGGAGGUUAAAAAUAAGCCUGUGGUAGGAAAAGAAAAUGGGAAGACAUUAAGAAAGGAGCAAGUGAGGGGCUGGGGGGCAAAAGGGUGGGGGUUGGGCCAUCACAUGCAAACAUUUGAACUCUGUCCAAAUAAAAGCCCCUUGUGUCCUCAGAAACAAAGCUUUUCCACGUUGCCAUCUUUCCCCACACUGGACCCAAAUGAGCCCUGUCCCCAAGCCUAGCCAUGCCGCCAACUCGCAGAGUGUUCAAGGUGUCAAACGAAGGCCCUCAGAGGCAGCCUUGGGGCUCCACGCCAGUUGCUCUGUGUACCCUUGAGCUGCAAUUAAGGUUGUACCCCUUUAGACAGCUACCGGGCAUUUCAGGAUACCUACAAACUCCUCAGUCCCUCAACUGCAGGGGGAAGAUGUCUCUUUUCAUCCAUUUCUAAAUUGUGUCUGGUCAGCACAGUGGAACUCGGCGUAAGGAAACUACGUGAGGCUGCUGGGGAACGGGUGUGUUUGCCGAGGCCUCAUCUCGGCACGCCCCCGGGACAGGCCGCGCAGCCUGGGGACCUAGGAAGGAGGUGGACAGGAGGUGUCUGAGAAAACCUGCAGUUGUUUGUGAGGUGAUGUUCGAGAUGCCCACUCAGCUUCCUGCCAUCACUUCCUCUCGCUAGCACCUGGAAGAGUUGGGCUGCUCCAGGUACGAACAAGAGCAGAGACCACUUCCUCUGCCAACACACACAUCUUUCAUCUCGAGAAGACCACACGGCACACAUAAGCCAGCCUUCCGGCCUCAC
Messenger RNA from Panthera uncia (snow leopard), 2496 nucleotides. It is a transcript of the gene TAPBPL, whose product is annotated as TAP binding protein like. The record is from RefSeq and is a predicted model, not a curated record. Bases 190 to 1503 code for a protein of 437 amino acids. The transcript is spliced from 7 exons. Lineage: Eukaryota; Metazoa; Chordata; Mammalia; Carnivora; Felidae.